AUGACCGAUUGGGUUGAUUUGGGAGUAAGUUCUGUUGCAGGAGCUCUGGUCUCUGGGGCUCUGAAAUUGGUGAUCGCAGAGGCCAUAAAGCACAAAGAUUUCAAACCCUUAUCCGUUGAUCUCGUUUCAACGAUGACGAAGUUGCUUCCCUUGACUCAAGAUAUCGAUUCGAAGCAAAACGAGCUAGAUCUUGGUGCUGGGGAGCUUAAGGAACUGAGGGAUACGAUCGAAAAAGCUCGCGUGUUGGUUCUCAAGUUUCCUAACGUCGGGUAUCUUAAGAGAUCUAGAUAUACCAGAAAAAUCGAAGGAAUCAAUAAGGAGCUGCUCAAUUUCUGUAGCAUUGAUCUACAGCUUCUUCAGUAUAGUAACUCGCAGAUACAGUUGGGUUUGACUGGGAAUAUUCUGGAAAAGCUUGAUGGUUUAAGUAAGAGAAUGGAGGGCUUGAGAGUUCCUCUGCCUUUUUCUAAGGGUCUUUGUUCGGUUCCCAAGAGUGAUAAGGCUCUAUUUGGAUUGGAUUGGCCAUUGAUUGAGCUCAAGAAGAGACUCCUUGACAAUGCCGUCGUUAACCUAGUGGUCUCUGCUCCUCCCGGCUGCGGGAAGACCACUCUCGUUACUCAGCUUUGCCACAAUGAAGACAUCAAAGGAAAGUUCAAGCAUAUCUUCUUUAACGUUGUGUCGAAUACUCCAAACUUUAGGGUCUUAGUACAGAAUCUACUCCAGCACAACGGUUACCAAGCACUUACAUUUGCGAACGAUCCUCAAGCAGUUGUUGCUUUAAGAACUCUGCUUGAGGGACUUAAGGGUCCUAUAUUGCUGGUGUUGGAUGAUGUGUGGCCCGGAGCAGAGUCCAUGCUUCUGAAAUUUCGAAUGGACUUACCGGAUUAUAAGAUUUUGGUGACUUCUCGGUCUGAGUUUCCGAGCUUUGGCUCCAACUAUGUUCUGAAACCUUUAAAAGAUGAAGAUGCCAGAGCCCUUCUCAUUCAGUGGGCGUCACGGCCUUAUAACGCGUCUCCUGCUGAGUACGAAGAUCUUCUCCAAAAGAUACUGAAACGUUGCAAUGGAUUCCCAAUCGUGAUUGAAGUGGUUGGCAUUUCACUUAAUGGACGAUCUCUAAGAACGUGGAAAGGAAAAGUGGAAAGCUGGUCUGAAGGGGAAACAGUUCUUGAUAAGCCUCAGCCUACUGUGCUACAAUGCCUGCAGCCUAGCUUCAAUGCCCUGGAACCCAAUCUUAAAGAGUGUUUCUUGGACAUGGGCUCAUUUCUUGAGGACCAAAAGAUACUUGCUUCGGUGAUAAUUGACAUGUGGAUGGAGUUAUACGGUAGAAGUAGUAGUAACCUGUGCAUGAAGUACCUUGAAGACCUUGCCUCCCAGAAUCUGCUUAAACUUGUUCCACUUGGAAAUGAGCAAGAAGACGGUUUCUACAACGAGUUCUUAGUCACUCAACAUGAUAUCCUGAGGGAGCUCGCUAUCCACCAAAGCGAACCAGAAGCAAUCCUGGAAAGAAAAAGACUAAAUCUGGAGAUCAAAGAAGACAAUUUUCCAGAGUGGUGUUUGGAUCUAAACCAGCCUAUUAAAGCUCGUCUCUUGUCUAUCUCUACUGAUGAUUUGUUCUCAUCAAAUUGGGUUGAACUAGAUUGUCCAAAUGUUGAAGCUUUAAUUCUUAAUAUUAUCUCUUCAUCAAGCUAUGCAUUGCCAAGCUUCAUUGCUGGAAUGAAGAAGCUAAAGGUUUUGACAAUCACAAGUCACGGUUUUUAUCCAGCAAGAUUGAGCAAUUUCUCAGUUCUCAGCUCAUUACCAAACCUGAAACGGAUCAGAUUGGAGAACGCUUCGAUCACUCUGCUGGACAUUCACCAAUUGCAACUCAUUAGUCUCAAAAAGCUAUCUUUGGUUGGUUGUAGCUUCGGUGAGGUCUUCUACGACGUGGAAGACGACACAGAUGUCUCUACUACAGCUCUCUCGAGUUUACAGGAGAUUGAGAUAGACUAUUGCUAUGAUCUCGAUGAGUUACCUUACUGGAUCUCUGAAGCUGUUUCAUUGAAGACACUCAGCAUCACAAACUGUAAUAAGCUUUCUAAACUUCCGGAAUCUAUUGGCAACUUGGGCAAACUGGAAACACUGAGGCUGAGUUCUUGCAUCAGUCUCUCCGAGCUGCCUGAAACGACUGAGAGACUCUGUAACUUGCGGUUUUUGGAUAUAUCUCAUUGCUUAGGAUUGAGAAAGUUACCUCUAGAGAUUGGCAAGCUGCAGAAGCUGAAGAAGAUAUCGAUGAGCAAGUGUGGGAAAUGCGAAUUGCCUGAUUCGGUGAGGAAUCUAGAGAAUCUGGAGGUGAAAUGUGAUGAGGAAACUGGAUUAUUGUGGGAAAGGUUGAAGCCCAAAAUGCGAAACUUGAAAGUUAAUGAGGUGGAGACACAGCAUAAUUUGAACAUACUUCAUAUGCGUUAA
Molecule: messenger RNA, 2442 nt
Organism: Microthlaspi erraticum
Lineage: Eukaryota; Viridiplantae; Streptophyta; Magnoliopsida; Brassicales; Brassicaceae
Source: the annotation of a GenBank genome assembly